Messenger RNA from Cydia pomonella (codling moth), 3177 nucleotides. Its product is annotated as putative fatty acyl-CoA reductase CG5065. The record is from RefSeq and is a predicted model, not a curated record. Lineage: Eukaryota; Metazoa; Arthropoda; Insecta; Lepidoptera; Tortricidae. Gene Ontology annotation, biological process: long-chain fatty-acyl-CoA metabolic process. The transcript has 14 exons. The coding region runs from base 209 to 1756 and encodes 515 amino acids. Gene Ontology annotation, cellular component: peroxisome. Gene Ontology annotation, molecular function: alcohol-forming very long-chain fatty acyl-CoA reductase (NADP+) activity.
CGACAUUUGAACUUAGAACGCCGCGCGCGACGCUCACGAAUGACGCCGCGGAUUUUACCGAUAAAUAUUUAUGCUGUGACAUUUUAACUUUUUAAAUCUUACCAGCCAGUGCUGGCAAGCGCUGGACAGUUUUUUUUUUUUACGAUAGGAAAUUUCUAUUCUGCCAGUAUUUUUUUUAAAGUCAGUUUUAAGGAUUAAAAUAUUAAAAAUGGGGUUUUUAGAAGAGAGAGAUUUUGACAAAGUGCCGUCGAUAAAGGAGUUCUAUAAAGGAAAGACGAUCUUGAUUACAGGAGGUUCUGGUUUCAUGGGCAAAGUGCUGAUAGAGAAGCUGCUAUACUCAUGUACGGACCUGGACCGUAUUUACUUGCUGAUGAGGUCCAAAAAAGGCGUCAAAUCAGAGGACCGGCUGGCGGCGCUGUACUCCACUGAUUACCUGUACGACCGUUUGAAGAGAGAAAGACCAGGCGUGUUUGAGUCUAAGGUCCACGUGAUAGCUGGAGACAUCCUGGAAAGAGGAUUAGGACUGUCCGAGGAAGACCGCACUCUCCUAGUCAACCGAGUCAACAUCAUAUUCCACGUAGCAGCCAGUGUUAGAUUUGAUGAUCCUCUGACAUUUGCUUGCAAAUUGAACUUGCAAGGGACGAAAGAAAUCGUUGAUUUGGCGAAAGAAAUUACCGAUCUAAAGGCUCUGGUCCACGUCUCUACGUCGUACUCUAACACUAACCGAGACCCCAUCGAGGAGGUGAUGUACCCUCCUCACGCUGAUUGGCGAGAUACCCUCAAAGUGUGCGAGAAUAUAGACGAACAUACUCUGAGGAUCGUGACGCCUAAGUAUCUUGGCGUGCUUCCAAACACCUACGUGUUUACGAAACAAUUGGCAGAGCAUGUCGUGUACGAGCAUAAGGGGCAACUCCCCGCUGUCAUCAUAAGACCUUCCAUUGUAAUUUCAAGUGUCUCGGAGCCGAUGCCGGGAUGGAUUGAAAACUUUAAUGGACCAGUCGGGAUCCUUGUUGCCUGUGGAAAAGGGAUUAUGCGAAGUCUAUACUCAGAUCCAUCUCUCACAGCCGAUUACAUUCCUGUUGAUGUCUCCAUCAAGAACAUCAUCGCAGCUGCCUGGGCUAGAGGAACCAAGCCACUAGAGCCGACAGACGACAUCGAGAUCUACAACUCCUGCGCAGGAAAGCUCAACAACAUUACAAUGGGGGAGCUUGUUGAGAACGGCAAGAAAAUGGGGGCUGAGAUACCCCUCAACGACAGUCUGUGGAUGGUGGGCGGGUCUAUUACCACCUCCAAAACUAUACAUUACAUCAAGGUUUUAUUUUUGCAUCUUUUACCGGCUGUAUUCAUCGAUCUCGUUUUGUGGAUACUGGGAAAGAAGCCAAUGUUAAUAAAAAUACAAAGGAGAAUCUAUAUCGCAAAUCUCGCUCUCCGCUACUAUGUCACCAAGCAGUGGACCUUCACCAACCAGAACUUUGUGAAGCUUAGAUCCAGGAUAAAGAAAGAGGACCAGGAAGAGUUCUACUACGAUGUUGAAAACGUGGAUAAAUUCGAUUACUUCAUGCAGUGCAUCAUCGGUGGCCGCAGAUACUUGCUGAAGGAAAAAGACGAAGAUUUGCCCAUGGCCAGGGCGCACUACAAAAGGGUAUACUGGCUGGACAAAUUCGUGAACUGCGUUUUCUACGGAUUCUUAUUCUGGAAGAUUGCCAAUUCGAGUUAUCUCCAGGAGUUCAUUCUUGGCUUUAGGGAACUGUUCUAAUGUUUCGAGUUAAUUCAUUGACAUAUCUAAGGACGGGCCUUACGGGCAAUAAGAAUGGGGCCAGUACAGCGGUGUCACGCACACGAAUUCAAGGCAAUCGGGCAGUCUAACUCCACAACGCGAUUCGUUGAUGAGUUCGCAUCACGCGCCCGAUUGGUAGCAACUAGUUGCGUUGGACUGCACGAGUGGCUCGAUUCGUGAGUGACACCGUUGAGCUAGCACCAUUCUUAGUGCCCGUAAGGCCCGUCCUAGAUAUGAGUCAAUUCUUUUUUUGUUAAUAUAGUUAGUCACAAUAUAUAGUUCGUGUCAUCCACGAUGACGCGCAGAUUUGUCAAAUCUAACCUGUAUUAACAUGACAAUACGGGUCAAGGCGCGCGUCUUCUAGAAUGACACGAUCUAUAUUUAUUAUGUAAAUAAGUUUCUAACUUUCUAUCACAUAGUCUGAAUCGAUUAAAGUAUAUUGUGGAAUAAAAUGUCACAAUACUACAAAGAAAACAAGUUAUUUCUGUUUCUGUUUAAUUUUCUUUUUAUCACACUUGCUCGUAAACGGUGUUUUGUAUGACAGCAUACUGAUAUGUUAUGAGCUGCAUGGUCAUGGGCAUAUUUUUUUUUAAAUUUAAUGAUAUAAAAAAAAUAUUACAAAAUUAAAUUAAAAAAAAAAGUAUUACGCCCGUGGCAUAAUGAUGCCCAUGGGUAUAUUGGGCAUAAUGUUUUUUACAAGUAGGUAUAAAAUGAGUUUUACUUUUAAAAUACGGACUUUUUUUUUUUCGUUAUGCUUAUUUAAUUUGAUUAAUGUAAUAGCCGCUUAAAAUAUUUUUACACAAAUAUCAAUAGUGGCUGAAGGCCGGAUAGCUUUGUGCGCUCGAUGCCUAACCUGUCAAAAAAUUACAAUAUGGCGGACGAAAUGCGGACGAAUGUUUUAAAUGCCAAAGUAUUUACGAAUUAUUUCGCUUAAAAUUUAGUUGUUUCUGCAAGUGUGAUGAAAAACAUUGUGUGGAACUCGGGGGGGAAUAUAUAGCAAACUCGGGCCUCUAAUUUAUCACCCUCGUUUAUCUCAGUUACCCCUCGUUGCACAAUAUUCAGUCAUAAUUUUUAGUUUGGAAAAGUGUAUAAAAUAUAGCAUAGAUAAAUGUAUAAAAAUAAAGCUUGUAUAUGUAGCUUUACUACCUAGAGUCGGACCAAACUUACUUUUCAUGGCAUUUGUAAUGACAAAGUGUGGUCACGUCGUAAUUACCUAUACCUAUAUUUUUUAUAAAUAACCUCGUUUAACUUAAAAAUAACCAAAUGAUGAAUGUUCCCAAAUACCAAAGCGUAAAAUUACCAUAAUUAUGUGAUCAAAAUCACUAAUAUAUAAUAUAUAAUAAAUAAAUAUGUACAUUUUUUUUGAUACAAAAAUAAACGAUGAGAUGAAGUAAAAGAGA